CACGCACUGGGACACAGAGAGAGAGAGAGAGAGAGAGUCAGUGACUAGAGAGCGAGAGCGAGGGUAACAGAGUAGUAGUAGUUGUGGUCACCGCAACAAGGUUGUAUGUGUGCGUCUACUUGAUUCUUGUUCUCUUUCUUGUCUUGUCCCCAUUGUUUCCCGUUUCUUUCUAUACACAUCUCGCGAAUCUCAGACACACACACACACGGAGACACAGAAAGAUACCAGGUUGAGGGAGAUUCUUUCCUAUUCCGGAGAGAAAAACAGUUCCCAUUUAUUCCUUCCAACACCACAGAAUCGACCCAGAACAGAGUCUCUAGCUUUUUUACGCAGAGAAGCCUCGAAAUGGAGAUUGAGAGUGAGAUAAAACAGUCCAAGUUCAGAAGGAUUUGUGUCUUCUGUGGGAGUAGCCAGGGAAAGAAGAGCAGCUAUCAGGAUGCCGCUAUUGAGCUGGGCAAAGAACUGGUGUCGAGGAACAUUGAUCUGGUCUACGGUGGAGGUAGCAUAGGCCUUAUGGGCUUGGUCUCACAAGCUGUUCAUGAUGGCGGUCGGCAUGUCAUUGGAGUCAUUCCCAAGACGCUCAUGCCCCGAGAGUUAACUGGUGAGACAGUAGGAGAGGUGAAGGCAGUUGCAGAUAUGCAUCAAAGAAAGGCAGAGAUGGCUAAGCAUUCAGAUGCUUUUAUUGCCUUACCUGGGGGUUAUGGAACUUUAGAAGAGCUGCUUGAAGUUAUAACCUGGGCCCAGCUCGGCAUUCAUGAUAAGCCGGUGGGAUUGCUUAAUGUAGAUGGAUACUACAAUUCCUUGCUCUCAUUCAUCGACAAAGCGGUAGAGGAGGGGUUCAUCAGUCCGAGCGCUCGUCAAAUCAUCGUAUCAGCCCCUACAGCAAAGGAGUUGGUGAAGAAAUUGGAGGAAUAUGUGCCAUGUCAUGAAAGAGCGAUCUCCAAGUUGAACUGGGAGGUUGAGCAGCUCGACUAUCCUCGAGAUUAUGAUAUUUCUAGGUGACAAGCUUGGUUCACGAUGCCACUAGGGAAAGUUGAGAGACGAUUUUAUAGACAUGAAAAGUAGAGGAAAGGAACUAAUUUGGAAUUUCAUGGAGGUUUUCCCAGUUGAGGAAAACGCUUCUUGUUUUUGUAAAUUCCCUUGCACUUUGACUAUGAUAUGUGAAGCUUCAUAUUCACUUGAAAUGAAGAUAUCUUCAUUUUGGUUUCCUUUGUAUAAGCGCGGUUUACCAACAUGUUUGCUUUGUGCAACUUUCAGAGAA
This is a messenger RNA of Syzygium oleosum, 1261 nucleotides long. RefSeq names its product cytokinin riboside 5'-monophosphate phosphoribohydrolase LOG3. The record is from RefSeq and is a predicted model, not a curated record. Gene Ontology annotation, biological process: cytokinin biosynthetic process. The transcript has 7 exons. Gene Ontology annotation, molecular function: hydrolase activity, hydrolyzing N-glycosyl compounds. Gene Ontology annotation, cellular component: cytosol; nucleus. NCBI's taxonomy places the organism in Eukaryota, Viridiplantae, Streptophyta, Magnoliopsida, Myrtales, Myrtaceae. Bases 346 to 1002 code for a protein of 218 amino acids.